UCAUCACGAGCCUGCUUGUCUAUUGUGAGGAUGAGCUUUUUGUGACACUCUUCGUUUCUGUAAAAACAUUGAGAGCCCUUCACCGAAGAAUGGAGGCUAAGGCAGGAAAGUCCGCGAGCAUGAUGAGAGGGAGAAGCACUCCCGCGGACGCGCAGCUUGAGGAGUUGCUGUCUCUGAAGUGGGAUAUCAAGCAGCGAAACAUAGUAGCGGGUGCCCUUCCUCACAUGUUCGAAUCAAUUCGGUCAGCCAUUGCUUCUAAAAAUUGGACUCUGCAGAAUGCAGGGUUCUCGACCUUGAAACACCUUCUCUCUCGCUUGACCAUUCAAAGAAUGGAUCAUCAAAUUGCUUCCCAUGGCCGAGACCUAUGCCCCGUUCUCCUCGAGCGUCUCGGCGACCAAAGGGAAGACAUCCGUGCGAAAGCCGCGGAAGCCUUCACCGGCCUCUGGCCAGCCCUUCGCGACGAGGUGGAACACAAUGUUCUGAAAAAGGCCCUUGAGGGUAAAAACCCCAAAUCGAAGGCGAUGAGCAUGACCUGGCUCGCGAACAUGGCCCAGAUCUAUGACAUUCGCUUUCGCGCAUAUGUCCCCAACAUGGUUGCUUGUCUUGAAUACGCUGAUAGUGGCGUUCGAGAAGCGGCGAAAACGGCGAUUGUUGGUCUUUUUCAGGGUGCUUCCGUGAGCGCCAAAACGGAUCUUCGAAAGCAAUUGGCCGAACACAAUGUGAGAAGAUCGAUUGCCGAUGAUCUCUUGCAGACUGUCGGCCUUGACCCGGUUGAAAUAUCAUCCUCCUCGCGCCCGGCUUCGCGCGUGGAGACUACUAGAAGGCCUGCAUCGCGAAUGGAGCCGCUCAAGAGACCGGCAUCGCGGGUAGAGACCGCCAGAAGGCCGGCCUCCCGGAUGGAUUCACCUAAGAGACCCGCAUCGCGACUUGAUUCUCCCACAAAGUCCUCGCAUGCCAGUGCCCCCCGCGUCCAACCCCCGCGACCUGCCAGUACGCCCGCACAGGCGUCAUCAUCCCGACCUUCACCUUCCCAAGAGGGGGAUCUGCAGCCGAUGACAGUUGCCAGUCCUCGCGAGAUCGACGACCUGGUGAGGGACAUGCUUCCUUUCUUCGAGGGGAGAGAAACCGAGCAGAACUGGUUGCCGCGAGAGAAGAACAUUAUCACUCUCCGACGCCUUACACUCGGAAGCGCCCCACAUAGGUUCCCGGAGGCCUUUAUUGGAGGAAUAAAGGCGGUCCUUGAUAGUAGCUUUAAGGCUGUCAAUUCUCUUCGAACCACGGUCUCCACAAAUGGGUGUCUGUUUAUCCAGGACCUGGCACGAUGCUGCGGAUCCCAGAUUGAUUCUAUGGUCGAAAUCAUCAUGCAGAAUAUGGUGAAGGUCUGUUCGAACAUGAAGAAGAUCACCGCCCAGAACGGCAAUGCGACAGUGUCUGUGAUCAUUGAAAACGUCUCCUAUCACAUACGUCUCCUCCAGCAUGUGUCCAAUGCAUGCCAGGACAAGAAUGUGCAGCUGCGCCUGUUUGGUGCCGGCUGGCUGAAAAGUUUACUCACGAGACAAGCCCCUUAUAAGGGUUCGUUGGAACACGGCGGCGGCUUGACUCUUAUCAUCAUGUCUCUCAAGAAGGGACUCUCGGACGCCAACCCUGGUGUGAGAGAGGCCAUGCGCGGGGUCUAUUGGUUCUUCGUUACCAUUUGGCCUAGUAGAGCUGACGAGAUUGCGUCGACGUUGGACAAAAAGAGUCGAACCUUACUUGACAAGCACCCCGAUAGACCUACUACCGCAAUGGACGAUCCAGUGGCACCGCCGCGGAAGGCCGGCUCGCCGAAGAAAACCACGGCUCUAGAGCAGAGCGGAAAGACUUCGCAGGCUGAGCAGACUGGCAGCACUGCUUUACGGGCAGCAAUCGCCGCUCAGAAAAAGGCACUGGCCAAACCUGCCUCAACCCUUUCUGCCGCUCCUAUACGUCCACCAACUCGUACUCAGAAGAGGAAUCCUCACAAUGAAAAUUCGGCGCCUUCGUUGAAUAAAGGCCCAACCAUUUCCACCAAAAAAUCGGUUCCGGCAUUCAAGGAGGUCGUUGAGAGUCAUAACAACGGGCAUGGCCAUGUCUUGGAUGACAUCGAAAACCAGCACUGGAACGCGCAUAAGGUCAGGAUAGACGACAUCGAGGCCCAUGAACAGGGCAUGGCAGACCUUAGGAGCACAGGCGACAUCGCAAUCCCAGGAAGUGGUUUUGCAGACGGUCACGAUAUAAACGAUAUCGAUUUUCGGCAGAACGAUGUGCACCGUGAUGAUGCCGGCGAUAAUGAAACCCAGGAGAAAGCCAUCGCAGAUAGUAAGGCUACAGGCGACGUCGCAGUAACGGAGCAGAGAAUUGCAGACAGCGACAGUGCAGUCGACACAGGAACCCAGCAGAGGAACGUGCACCAGAGCGAUACCGGCGACAGCGCAGACCAGCAGAGGAACGGUCACAGUGGUGAUACAGGCGACCUCGAGGUCUGGCAGAAGUGGGCCGCAGACAAUGACCGUAUAGGCGGCAUCGCAGACCAGCAGAAGGGCAGGCGCAGUGUUGAAUCGGGCGAUCUCGAAGUCUGGCAGAAGUGGGCCGCAAAUAACGAUGGUAUAGGCGAGGUCGCAGUCAGGCAGGAUGGCGCGCACAGUGACGAAACAGGCAAUACCCAGGUCCGAGAGAAGGAAAUAGCGGACCGUAACUAUACCGGCGACAUCCAACAGAGCAACGCUCACAUCGAAUCCCGGAAUGGUGACACACCCAGUAAGAGUUCAAGCGAAAUCGAAGCCCAGCAGACCGAAACUCACAGUAACGGAGCAGGCGAAAUUGAAGUCCAGCAGAGCGACACAAGCAGUGACGAACCAGCCGGAAUCGAAGUCCAGCAGAGUGACGCGGGCAGUAACAAGCCAGGCGGAACCGCAGUCCAGCAAAGCGACGCACCCAGUGACGAAUCAGGCGAAAUCGAAGUCCAGCAGAGCGACACACUCAGUAACGUACCAGGUGGAAUCGAAGCCCAACAGAAGAACGUACAGAACGAUCGUGCAGGCGAUACCGAAGUCCAGCAGAGCGACCCAGGCAGCAACGGACCAGGCGGAUUCGAAGCCCAACAGAAGAAUGUACAGAAUGAUCGUGCAGGCGAUACCGAAGUCCAGCAGAGCGACCCAGGCAGUAACGGACCAGGCGGAUUCGAAGCCCAGCAAAAGAACGUACAGAAUGACCGUGCCGGCGAUACUGAAGUGCAGCAGAAGAGUGUCCGAAGCAAAACCAAAUCCAGUGGAAUCGCCAUCAAGGCCAUUGAAAGGAUACGAAACAAUACGAUGGAUAUCCUCGGCUAUCGAAAGCUUCAAGGACUCAUGAAACGAGGAGAUAUUUUCCCCGAGGCCGGGGGAUACCAGGAGGAGAUGCUAUGUGCCCUUGUUGAUGAGCUGGAAAAGCCACCCGAAGCCACCGAUUUGCCUUUCGAACGCUCGGUAGACCUGAAGGCUCAGGUCCUCCUUACGAUUCGCCGCAUGUUUGUACACAGUAACCUAUUAGGUUAUUUCCCCCGUGUCCUGACUGCCAUCCUAUCCGCCCGAAAACAUUACCCAGCAGCUUCACACAUCGUUGCUGGUCUUUAUGACACAGCCAACGACAUCGUUGCCGCGUGCGAUGCUGAUGUUGUUGAACCGGUGGUCGAGCUGGUUUCACGGGAGGAACGAGACGAGACUGUGACCAUGGGCGUUUGGACGUUGUCAAAUAUCAUGGAUCGUCUUCUUCAAGGGAAGACAACCAUUCGUCAGGAACUUGUGGACAAAAUCGGGUUACUUUCUGCGAGACUUCUCGCAGCGCCGAAUGCCGACAUCAGAAGACAGGUAGCAUUGUUAUGUCAGAGGCUAUAUGCGAUGGUGGGCAACGACGCCCGGUUUUGGGAGAUAUUGGGGCACCCGAUGGAGUCGUCCCGGAAUCUCCUAGUGUACUACAUCACUAGGGGAUAGUGUUGUAACACACUAGGAGAUUUCGGGACGGGGUGCCCCAGGG
Messenger RNA from Aspergillus candidus, 4029 nucleotides. RefSeq lists its product as uncharacterized. The coding region runs from base 90 to 3986 and encodes 1298 amino acids. Gene Ontology annotation, cellular component: cytoplasmic microtubule; microtubule organizing center; mitotic spindle midzone. NCBI's taxonomy places the organism in Eukaryota, Fungi, Ascomycota, Eurotiomycetes, Eurotiales, Aspergillaceae. Gene Ontology annotation, molecular function: microtubule binding. The record is from RefSeq and is a predicted model, not a curated record. Gene Ontology annotation, biological process: astral microtubule depolymerization; mitotic spindle assembly. The transcript is spliced from 4 exons.